Messenger RNA from Clupea harengus (Atlantic herring), 4613 nucleotides. It is a transcript of the gene slitrk2, whose product is annotated as SLIT and NTRK-like family, member 2. Gene Ontology annotation, biological process: axonogenesis; positive regulation of synapse assembly. NCBI's taxonomy places the organism in Eukaryota, Metazoa, Chordata, Actinopteri, Clupeiformes, Clupeidae. Gene Ontology annotation, molecular function: protein binding. Gene Ontology annotation, cellular component: glutamatergic synapse. The record is from RefSeq and is a predicted model, not a curated record.
GCUGCGGUUACGUGGGUCCUCACUGGGACUAGAGCAAACAGGGAGAAUUAUCGGGGUUGGCGAAGAGGGAGAGGGCAGCAACGCCAGGCAAGGGAGAAACAGGGAGCCACAUUGCAUGGGAGGUAGUGGUAAACACGCGCUGAUACUGUAGCAAACUCACAGGCCUUUAUGACCACACCCAGGCAGUGCCUACUAAUUAGGGAAAUAAUUGAUUAGGUGGAACUAAAUGAAUACUGUAAUGAGAGAAACAGGAAUAGGCAAAUCCAACUCACUACAUAUGCAUUUAAAGACUUGUCUACACAUUCACAGAUUUAUGCAUGCAUUUAUAGAUUUGUCUACACCCUUACAAAUUUCAUUACACAUUUAGAUUUGUUUUCCAGGUUUACAAACCUGAUUGCGCACACACAGAUUCUGAAUAUACAUUUGCAGAUUCCUGUACACAUUUGCAUAUCUCAGUAUGCAUUUAGAGAUUCCUUUACAUAUUUACAAAUCUGAUUAUGCACACACGGAUUGACGGACAACUACACAACUCUCCACACACAUUAGCAAAUAAUUCUGCUUCAAUAAUACCCCCAUAAUGUGUGAUUUUGAUUUUGACUUAUACAUAGCCUACCCUUAAGCAUAUUACUAACAUAACGAAAGCUCACAUGUGACGCAAGAACGCCUUGCUUCGAUGUGGGAGGAUGCAAAGGAAAAAUUCUGUCAAACCACAGAGACAUGCAUUCGCGUCUGCAUGGUAACGAAUAGAGGACUUCGAUUUUCGCUCUAUAAAAAGAUGAGGUGUUUUACACAGUACCCAAAAUGUCAGUGUUACUAUGAAGCAUUUGGAAUAUGCUAAAUAUCUGUAGCACAAUUCGAAAUACAGCUGUUUCUGUUUUUAACGCCAGUGAAAUGCUCCAGUUCUGCCGCAGGAAUGGUCGGCCAUGAAACGGAUUUUGUGCUACACGUUGACGACGCGGAUAUGUAUUCGGUUCACCAUCCGUCAGGAUGUGAUUUAAUUCUUGUCUCCUUUACCUUCUGAUUUCAGAACUGAGGUUAAAGGAAAACAUCACAGCCCGGUACGUGCUUUCCCAGAUCUGGACCAUAUGUUUUUUUCUUGCAUGCAUGCUUUAAUUGCGAUUUAUCAAGCGGCAUACUACAUUGAUCUUGAAAGAACAUUGUUGCAAAAAUGCUGAGCAACGUUCUGCUGCUUAGCGUCUUAACCAUGACCAGUUUAUCAUCAUCAAAGACAGAAACCCGCAAAAUGACAAAAGAUAUCUGCAAGAAUCUCUGCGAUUGCGAGGAGAAGGAAAAUGCAUUGAAUAUCAACUGUGAAAACAAGGGAUUUAUCACGAUCAGUCAAAUGCAGCCUCCGCAGAACAAGAUAUCGCAGCUCUUUCUGAAUGGGAAUUUUUUAACACGAUUAAAUACAAAUGAAUUUUUCCACUACGGCAACGUUACAUCACUUCACCUAGGCAACAACGGAUUGCAGGAGAUCAAAACAGGAGCAUUUUCUGGUCUGAAAAAUCUUAAACGCAUUCAUCUCAACAACAACAAUCUGGAAAUGAUCAAGGAAGACACAUUUGCUGGAUUAGAGAAUCUGGAGUAUUUGCAAGCGGAUUACAAUUACAUUAGUAUCAUAGAAGCUGGAGCAUUCAAUAAACUGAACAAACUUAAAGUCUUAAUUCUCAACGAUAACCUAUUGCUUUCGCUCCCAAACAAUAUAUUUCGCUUCGUUAUGCUGACGCACUUGGAUUUACGGGGGAACCGGUUGAAAAUUCUUCCUUUUACUGGUGUUUUAGAACAUAUUGGUGGUAUUAUGGAGAUUCAGCUUGAAGAGAAUCCCUGGAAUUGCACUUGUGAUCUGAUUCCACUGAAAGCCUGGUUGGAUACCAUAUCGGUCUUUGUCGGGGAUAUUGUAUGCGAGACGCCCUUUCGCCUGCACGGAAAAGACGUCACUCAUUUAAUCAAGCAAGACCUUUGUCCCCGAAGGAAUGUAGGCGACCCAUCUCACCGUGGAAUGGAACCUUCCUCGGAUUCGCAGUACCACAUCCCAAUUCCUACAUUACGCGCACGCAUUACUCCAACAAGAGCACCUAAAGCAUCCCGACCUCCAAAAAUGAGACAUCGUCCCACACCGCGAGUGACGUCAGGUAAAGAUAAACAUGUGUUUGGGCCUAUUAUGGUUUAUCAGACGCGCGCCCCCGUGCCAAUGACUUGCCCGAACGUUUGCAUGUGCACAUCUCAGAAUUCCGACAGUGGACUGAAUAUUAACUGCCAGGAACGGAAGCUACUUAACAUAUCAGACUUACAACCCACGCCGUCCUAUCCAAAGAAACUGCAUUUAACUGGCAAUUACUUGCAGGUCAUAUAUCCAACGGAUUUGACGGAAUACAGCUCACUUGAACUCCUGCAUUUGGGAAAUAAUCGGCUUUCCGUUAUUAUGGAGGGGGCCUUUGAGAACCUCUCCAAUUUACGAAGGCUCUACUUAAAUGGCAAUUACAUCGAGAGUCUGUCCCAGUCACUUUUCGCCGGUCUCCAGAGCCUACAAUAUCUAUACCUGGAAUACAAUAUUAUCAAAGACAUCUUGCCACAAACAUUCAGUGCACUACACAAUCUGCAGUUAUUAUUCUUGAAUAACAAUUUGUUGAGAUCCCUUCCCGAUCAUGUUUUCGCAGGAACAAUGCUGACCAGGCUUAAUCUUAGAAACAACCAUUUUUCGCAUUUGCCGGUGCAGGGUGUACUGGACCAGCUCUCUCCUUUCAUUCAGAUUGACCUCCAGGAAAACCCCUGGGAUUGCACUUGUGAUAUCAUUGCCCUGAAAAACUGGAUGGAGUUAUCCAGUACGAGCGUGGUGGUAAAUGAGAUAACUUGCGACUCGCCUUCUAAACAUGCUGGCCGUUUACUCCGGUCACUGCGAAAUGAUGCAAUAUGCAGUGAAACCAACGAAAUCAUAGCUACCAAGGGACCCGGGGAUACUGUUUCGUCCAGCACUGAAGUUACCGCUCGCUUUAUUAUUAACGUUACCCCUACGGGCAGUCAUGUACCGGAAAUGCACGCCGAGGUGCCCUUGUCUGUAUUGAUAUUGGGGCUGCUGGUGGUUUUCAUUCUUUCCGUUUGCUUCGGAGCCGGCUUGUUCGUUUUUGCCCUUAAACGACGUAAAGGAAUUGAAAGCAUCCACACAAAUGUUAACCAUUUAGAUCUGAACUCUUAUCAGAUACAGUACAGCUCGUACAACAUAGAGACCCGUGGCGACAAGAUGGACAGUCAUGAUUACACCUACGUUCCUCCUGUGGGUGAGAUGUGUCAGAAUCCAAUUUACACACAGAAAGACAGCAAUCAUGUGACGUACAGGAAUUUGAAAGGCCUCUCCUUCAGUACCCUUGAGCCAAAAAAGGAAGAGCUAGCACAGAGUCCUUCUUUUAGUAUUAGUACAGUUGACUAUCAGUCAUGUAACAACAGAGACCCCGAACUCUAUCAGAACAUUGGGGAGAGACUUAAGGAGCUUCCGACCGCUGGACCCCUGAACUACAGCUUCAGCACGUUACCCAAAAGAUCCGUAGUGCAGUCAUACGACUCAGCCAGGCGGAACAAUCAGGACCGUUUUGACAAAACAGCACUUUAUGGAACAGCGAGGAAAUAUUUGGCUGCGCAGCCUAAAAGCGACCAAACAUGGCUACAAGGGAACUUUAAAACACAGCCGGACUACCUUGAGGUUCUUGAAAGACACACUGUUAUGAGUCAGUUGUAAGAUAACAAACUCAAUUUUUCCUCUAGAUGUAGGUGAUUCCCCGUAAAUAUCUAAAGAUUUUUUUGUUUUGUUUUGAGUGUAUUACAGUAUUAAAUAUUUCUACACUUAGAUGCUAUUUUUCUUCAAGAUUUAAAUUAUCAGUUUUAGAUGACUCCAUAUAGACUGGUGUCACAAAUUAAUGUCCAAUGCUGCUUACUGUUUUGUCUGAUUUAGGCCCAUGAACUAGGAGAGAAAUGGUGAUACUUUAACUGACACUUUAACUGGUAUUGUUAACAUUGACUAGGCUACUCCAGAGGUGCCCUAAGAAGUAUUUCAUAAUUGCAUUAUUAGAGAAAAAACCUUUUAUACAUGUUAUAUUUUAAACACUGUAUAUUAGAAUGAUUUGUUUAUGGCAUUAAACAAGUCAGCUAUGUCAAUCUAUGUAUGUAUGUUUUGGUAUCAUUAUGAAUGAAAAACCCUGAGUUUAAAACCUUACAGAUCUUUAGAAAUACAAGUUUGGGUGGGGAAAUGAGCUAGACUUGUGCAGGAAUACAUUUGAUGAGGGGGGCAACCACAGGGGUGUUUCCUGAAUUAACUACCAUCAACCACUGGGAAAAACUAUAUUUUUUUUACAUAUUUUAGAACUUUGUGUUCUGCAUUCACUGAAAGCAAGUAUUUGUUAAGUUUGUAAAUCUUAAAAGGAUGUGAAUAUUAAAAAGGAUUUGUAGAUGGGUUGAGGGGGCAGGAUGGGGUUCUUUACCACGUACCAACAGAUGAAGAAGAAUUACGGUCUUAUCUUUACCAUCAUUUAAGGAUUGUUGCAUGGUUUCAGGGAACAUUUAGAUGAAUAUACUUUUUUAAGCAUCACUUUGUAUUACUAAUAAUAUAAAAAAUAGAAAUAUAA